AUCUGCCUGUAGUAGUGACUGGGGUAGGAGGUUCAUGAAAUGUAAUGUCUCGCGACCCCAUCUCUGGAUACUUUCACUAUUGCCGAGCGCGCCGUCGGACUAGCUUGCAAUAGACACCUACAUUAAAAAAUUUCCUGAGAUUCAGGUUUUUGACGGAACGUAAAAAAAUUGCUCUUAAUAUCAUAAUAGUAAAUUAAAGUAAAAUUCUCAUUAAAAUAUAAUUUUUAAUUUUCGCGCGAAUAAUUGUUAUAACUCUCCAUAUCUCAAAAAAAUUUUUUAUUAAAAUGUGUCGGUCAAUUAAAUCAAAGCGUUGAGACAAUUCGCUUUAGUUAUUUGUACUUAAUAAAAUUUUACAUCUUACUUAGUGAACGCCGUGAAAACCCUUAAAACGGAGUUUUUUGAGUGGGAAAAAUUUUAAUUUUUUGAAAAAGCAUUAGAAUGGUGACAAAAUAUAAAAUUUCUCAAUCCUUCAAGGCAGUGUUUCCUGUAUUCUUGAUCAUAUACGUAGACCUAUUCGAUACGACUGAUGCUGUGUUAUCCGUCAACGCUACUCCUGAAUAUAUUCACCAAUGUCACAGGACAGACCCGCAAUUAAACAGCUGCAUAAAGCAAAUCUUCAAUCACCUUAGGCCUUAUAUAGUUAAUGGUAUCGAUGAAUUGUCUGUGCCACCUAUUGAGCCUUUACUCAUCCCUAAAAUGCAAAUGGAAAAUGGUCAUGGGGCUGUAAGAGUGAGAGCUAUAUUAAGCAACAUGACUAUACACGGAGCUAGCAACUACACUGUUUUAAACGUCAGAAGUGAUUUAAACAAGCUUCGAGUUGAUUUAGGAAUUUUUAUUCCUCAUUUAGAGGCAACAGGAAAUUAUGAUGUUAACGGUAACGUAUUACUACUUCCAGUUAGGAGCAGAGGAGAUUUUUGGGCAUCUUUUGAUAAUGUAACCGCGUUAGCUAAAUUAUACGGAGUUGAAGUAAAAAAAGAUGGUGUCACUUUUAUGAAGACGGAAAGAUUGGGCGUUGGAUUCAAAUUAGAAAGUUCGGACUUUAAAAUCAAAGAUUACAUAAAUAGGCAAAAUGUUAUAGGAGAAGCAAUGAACGUUUUCUUGAAUGAAAAUUCUGCUGAAAUUAUCGAAGAAAUGAAGCCUGCUGCGUCACAAGCUAUUGGAAAACAUUUCAAAAACUUCCUUAAUACAGCCUUUUUACAAAUACCAAUGAAAGUUUGGCUUAAAGACGAUUAAUGAGACGUAAGAUUAUUAGAUGAACAAUCUUUGAUGACAAUUUUUGUUAUAUUUAUAAAAAUUCUUAUUUGACUAUUUCUUUCUAUUUUAAAUAUCUUGUAUAUAGUCAACUAGUUCUAUAUUAAAUUCAUGAGUCUAAACUUCCUUAAUACUGACUCAUCAAUAAUUAUUUUCUAUGUUUUUAAUUACAUGUACAAGAAUAGUUUUAAUUAAAAAUCAUACAUUUUUAAUAAUUGUUUGUCUAAGUGUUAACAAUAUAAUUAAAUUUAAUGAAAUUAUUUUAAACGAAACAUUCUCAUUAAGUGUUUUCUAUAAUAUUAUUUUUUAUUAAUUAUUUUAAUAAGUGAUCAUACCAAAAUUAAAUGUAGCUAAUAGAAUAUAUUUUAAUUAUAAUUUACUAUUAAUUUCACUUAUAAUAUAAAAUAUGUUUAGUAUCUUGGCUAUGGUAAUGUGUAACUACAAUUCAUUUUUAUUACCAUAUAUCAAUUAAUAAUAAUUUAGCUAAGAUAAUUUUUAGAUUUUUAUAAGUUUAAUAUUUAAUUGGUAACUCAUAUACUUUGCCGGGCAAAGUUGCAAUCAUAAAUCAUAAUUUACAUGUAAAACUUACCAUAGACAAAUCAUGUUUUUUUGCAAAAAAUCACUUUUAAAAUCUAGAUAAGUUAUGAAUUUAUAUUGUAAAUGAACUUAAAAAUAUUUAAUUAAUCUAAUCAAGAUAUCCAAAAAUAAUUUUAUUUUUAUAGAUAUAACGAUGAAUU
This is a messenger RNA of Daktulosphaira vitifoliae (grape phylloxera), 1988 nucleotides long. Its product is annotated as circadian clock-controlled protein daywake-like. The coding region runs from base 439 to 1233 and encodes 264 amino acids. NCBI's taxonomy places the organism in Eukaryota, Metazoa, Arthropoda, Insecta, Hemiptera, Phylloxeridae. The transcript has 6 exons. The record is from RefSeq and is a predicted model, not a curated record.